AUUCCUAGUAGCUACAAUUGCUCUCCAUCGAUCGUUCGGCCCUUGCUACUAUAUAUCGAUAGGGAUGAAAGACAGAUCGCAUCUCGCUGGAGACCAGCAUAACGGACUUACAGUAUAUAUACUUACCACCAUUAAUGAUGGCGCGGUGGUCGUCGGCGGUGUUGUUCGCGGUGGCGGUGGUGUCGGCGGCGGCUGCUGGCGUCGCGGCGGUGCGGCAGGACGACUUCUUCGUGGAGGGCUCGGUGUACUGCGACACCUGCCGCGCCGGGUUCGAGACGAACGCGACGACGCCGAUCGCGGGCGCCCGGGUGCGCCUGGAGUGCCGGCACUACAUGAGCAGGAGCGGUGCGGUGGAGCGGUCGGCGGAGGGCGCGACGGACGCGGCGGGGCGGUACCGCGUGGAGCUGGUGGACAACCGCGGCGCGGAGGAGGUGUGCGUGGUGGCGCUGGUGAGCAGCCCGCUGCCCGGGUGCGCCGAGAAGGAGGCCGGCCGCGACCGCGCCCCCGUCGAGCCGCUGGCGGACGACGGGCUCGCCACCACCGUGCGCCGCGCCAACCCGCUGGGGUUCCUCAAGGACCAGCCGCUCCCAAACUGCGGCCAGAUACUCAGCAGCUACGCUCUCCGAUCCGCGCCCAGCUACUGAUUUCUGAUUUGAUCUGAUCCUGGUGGCAAG
Messenger RNA from Setaria italica (foxtail millet), 674 nucleotides. RefSeq names its product pollen-specific protein C13. NCBI's taxonomy places the organism in Eukaryota, Viridiplantae, Streptophyta, Magnoliopsida, Poales, Poaceae. The transcript has a single exon. The record is from RefSeq and is a predicted model, not a curated record. The coding region runs from base 135 to 644 and encodes 169 amino acids.